GGAAGCGAACCAGCUGGUGCAGAUCGACACCCCGAAGGACAAGUGGAGUGUGAUCAAGCACACCAGGACGUACCCGACCGACGCCUACGGCUUGAUCGAGUUCCAGGGCGGCGGAUUCGUCAACAAGGCCAUGUACAUCAGAGUCUCCUACGACACCAAACCUGACCACCUCCUGCAUUUGAUGGUGAAGGACUGGCAGCUGGAACUGCCCACCUUGCUCAUCUCCGUCCACGGAGGUCUCCAGAACUUCGACCUCCAGCCCAAACUCAAGCAAGUGUUCGGCAAAGGCCUGAUCAAAGCCGCCGUCACCACCGGAGCUUGGAUUUUCACCGGCGGGGUCAACACAGGGGUGAUCCGUCACGUAGGAGAUGCCUUAAAGGACCAUUCCUCCAAGUCACGGGGGAAGGUGUGCGCUAUAGGAAUUGCUCCAUGGGGCAUCCUGGAAAACAAAGACGACCUCAUCGGAAAAGAUGUAAGCAAACCCUAUCAGACGAUGGCCAACCCACUGAGCAAGCUGGCUGUGCUCAACAACAGCCACUCGCACUUCAUCCUGACUGACAACGGCACCUGUGGGAAGUACGGCUCUGAGGUCAAACUCCGGCGGCUGCUGGAGAAGCACAUCUCCCUGCAGAAGAUCAACACGCGUAAGGCCGACACUCGUGCGUGGUUGCACGGAAGAACUGAGUAUUUCUGGCUUUGUGUUCCAGGUUUGGGUCAGGGGGUUCCUCUAGUGUGCAUGAUAGUGGAGGGAGGCCCCAACGUGAUCUCCAUCGCACUGGAGAGUCUGAGGGACGAUCCGCCCGUCCCCGUGGUGGUGUGCGACGGCAGCGGCCGAGCUUCCGACAUAAUAUCCUUCGCGCACAAGUUCUCAGAGGACGGAGGGUGA
Pungitius pungitius (ninespine stickleback) is the source of this 886-nucleotide messenger RNA. It is a transcript of the gene trpm1b, whose product is annotated as transient receptor potential cation channel, subfamily M, member 1b. Gene Ontology annotation, molecular function: calcium channel activity. Gene Ontology annotation, biological process: metal ion transport; monoatomic cation transmembrane transport. The record is from RefSeq and is a predicted model, not a curated record. Gene Ontology annotation, cellular component: plasma membrane. The transcript has 5 exons. The coding region runs from base 131 to 886 and encodes 251 amino acids. NCBI's taxonomy places the organism in Eukaryota, Metazoa, Chordata, Actinopteri, Perciformes, Gasterosteidae.